CCUUCCCCAUAUCACCAGAGGCCAGUCUGGACCUCAGGGCUUUGGAGGAACGAGCGCGUAGCAGUGUCCAGGUAGCUGCGGAGGAUGGUGACGGAGCGGCGGGAUCCAGAGUUUGGACCAUCCCCGAAGUGACUGGAAACUGAGGAGGCUCUGAAAACAUUGAUUGAUGUCCCUUUCUGAACACUGCUAAGAAAGAGAAGUGCAUUCUCCAGAUUAUUCAUACAGGUGCAGCAAUGGAUCUUGUCCUGGAUUAUGCAGAUAGUUCUAUUUUGACACCUUACGUUUAUCCAGCAACCUGGCCAGAGGACAAUGCUUUCCGACAGAUCAUCAGCCUCUUUGUUAUAACAAACCUGGGGGCAAUCGUCCUAUAUCUUCUGUUUGCCACUCUCAGCUACUACCUGCUUUUUGAUCACACGUUAAUGAAGCACCCCCAAUUUUUAGAGAAUCAAGUGCAGCGGGAAAUAAAGCACACCCUCUCAUCUUUGCCUACCAUCAGCGUUCCCACCGUGGCCAUCUUCUUUGCUGAGGUCAGAGGCUACAGCAAACUCUACAGCAGCGUUGAGGAUUCUCCCCAUGGAUGGUUUGACGUGAUUUUCAGCAUGCUUUCAUUUCUGUUCUUCACCGAUAUGUGGAUUUACUGGAUUCAUCGGUUUCUCCACCACAAGCUCCUCUAUAAGCGUUUCCACAAACCCCAUCAUGUAUGGAAGAUCCCAACUCCGUUUGCCAGCCACGCUUUCCACCCCCUGGACGGUUUCAGUCAGAGCAUCCCUUAUCAUGUCUACCCGUUCCUUUUUCCUCUUCACAAAGUGACCUAUUUGGUCCUUUACAUCUUCGUCAACGUCUGGACAAUCUCCAUUCACGACGGGAACUAUUGCGUUCCCGGUCCGCUGAAAUCCAUCAUCAACGGAUCUGCCCAUCACACGGACCACCACUUGUACUUCAAUUACAAUUACGGCCAGUACUUCACCCUCUGGGAUAGAAUCGGGGGCUCCUAAAACCCCUCUUCUUUUGAAGGUCAGGGCCCCCACGCAUAUUUGGAAAAGCUGGCGAACGGCCAGGAGGAUAAGAAACUCCCAGGAGCGAAAAAUAAAUAGCAAGCCCUCCCAACGGAAGGAUGAGGAACCUCUAUGCCUUAUCAACUGCGUAGCUGGAAGUCGACCCCCCCGUCUCCAUCCAUUAGCUUCCAAAAUG
Molecule: messenger RNA, 1191 nt
Organism: Thamnophis elegans (Western terrestrial garter snake)
Lineage: Eukaryota; Metazoa; Chordata; Lepidosauria; Squamata; Natricidae
Product: lathosterol oxidase-like
Molecular function (GO): iron ion binding; oxidoreductase activity
Source: RefSeq, a predicted model, not a curated record